Ustilago hordei is the source of this 456-nucleotide messenger RNA. RefSeq lists its product as uncharacterized. The transcript has 2 exons. Bases 1 to 456 code for a protein of 151 amino acids. The record is from RefSeq and is a predicted model, not a curated record. Lineage: Eukaryota; Fungi; Basidiomycota; Ustilaginomycetes; Ustilaginales; Ustilaginaceae.
AUGCACAUUGCUCAAGCCAUUCCACAGGCACCAGGCGUGGUUCUCGAAAUGCUCUCGACUAUUCUCUGCAGUGAAGUGGAGCGAACAGUGCUCAAGCUACCGCCCCAGAUGAACAUCGGAACGUCAUUGCACAGAACAACAAUGCACGUUCGAGCUGUUCAGCGACUCACGAAACAGUCUGAAGAGUGCAUUGAUGCUUGGGAUAUCCCUUCGGCCAUCUUGAAGGUUCGCGACGUGCAACCGUCAUGGAUUUUGCAGACUACUCUCCAGGUGCUCUCGGUCAAAUUCGACGCUCUUAUCCAGCCAUGUCCACACAAUUCUGCUGGCAUCUUGCAGGCCUCGAAUUGGUUUUGUACGCAUGGUGACGGUGCCCUUGCUCCCCACCCUAGCUUGUCCUCGAACGGCGCUCCGGGCAUGUCGAUGCCCCACACUGCAAUGCCGAUUCGUAUGAGCUGA